AUGCUGCGUGCGUCUCAGUCGUCGCUUCGAUCACCGCUCUUUAUCCGCCCGCGUCGCUUCAAUACUGUUUUGGUUAAAGCUCUAGCAACAUCAGAAUAUACAACACCUUUUGAGAUUGAUACAAUUCAUCUUUUGCAAGACGAAAUGAACGUAACACGUCACAACUUUGCCAAGUGUCUACAUGACGUGCAAAAAGACUUGAAACUCCCGACCUGUCGCUUUAUUGCGAUUGAUACUGAAUUUACUGGUCUAUCACCGAAUGAAAUGGAACGUGAGCAGUAUUUAGAUACACUCGAGGAGCGUUAUCGAAAGGUUAAACGUGCAGGUGAGAGUUUUCUCAUUACGCAAUUUGGUUUGUCCAUUGUGCACUUGAAUCAGAAGAAUGAGUUUCAGAUCAAGACGUGGAAUUUUUACAUCUUUCCACGACCUUAUGGGUCCUUAGAUGAGCGUUUUCUAUGUCAAGCUUCAAGUCUUCAGUUCUUGUCAGAACAUGGAUUUGAUUUCAACAAAUUCAUUGGAGACGGUAUUGCAUUUGUCAAUUUAUCAAAAGCUGAAAGGAUGGAGAAGCAUUUGAAACGUCGUAUAGAUGGAUUGACUAAGAUAAAUAAGAAUUUACAGCUUUCGGACGAUGGAGUGAGUUUCCAAAAGGAAGUCAAGGAGCAGUUGAAUCAGUGGAUUGCUGGAGGAGCCAAGAAAGGAGAGAAGCUAGUUGUACCGACGAGAAAUUCAUUCUACUCCAUGAUUGUGCAUGAGACUGCACGUGCUAGAGCAAGUUAUUUGUAUUCAGAAGGUACCGAAGGAGGUGUGCAAGUGUCGUACGUGUCCAGGAAGGUUAAGGAUGAACUGAUUGCUGCAAAGAUCAAGGAAAUGCAACGUGAGAUGGAUGAUGCAAUUGGCUUUUCCAGGGUUAUUAAAGCUCUGAGUGAAACCAAGCUGCCUGUUGUUGGACAUAAUGCAUUGUUGGAUUUCGUCUAUGUCUUCCAUCAGUUUUAUAAACCGCUUCCCGAGACGUUGGCUGAGUUCAAAUCGCAGCUACUAGAACUAUUUCCGACCAUCUACGAUACCAAGCAUGUUGCGCUGCGCUCUCCUCUUGGCGAAAAGUUAAUAUCGACGAGUUUGUCGUCGUUGUUCGAGUACAUGCGUGAAAACGUUAAGCCUGAGCCCAAAAAUUUGAUUCCUAGUGACAAGCGUUUCGACACGUACCGUGAGGCACUCAAGGCUGAGGCUGAUGACAGUGGAAGCUUAUUGUGCCAUGAAGCUGGAUUUGACGCGUUUAUGACUGCUGUAUGCUUCUUGGGUUUACUCGUUCACGACGCCAAUGGUGAGAUAAUUGAUGAGUUGGUACCCAAAGAUGGUAGUUCUGCUCGCCUAAAAUUGCGAAUGGAGGAAUUGGAGCAGUACAAGAACCAGCUGAAUUUGAUGAUCUCGGACGAGUGCUUCUUGGAUCUGGGCAACGUCUCGCAGACGAUCGACCGCGCUCGUGUGUAUCGAGUGUCUAGCACCACAAAGCGCCGGAUUCAGCACGUGCGCAUGGAGAACGUGUUUAAGUCGUCGAAAGUCCAACGCAUUGUGCGUGAGAGCGACCAGGACGCGUUUGUGAUUCUGACAGAGCCAGUGGAGGCGGUAGAUGAUGAAACAAAGGCCGAGUUUGGUGUGGAGAUCAUCUCGUACGAUGAGCAUGUGGCUGCUGAAGCUGAGAAGGCCCAUGAAAUGACAGCAGAAGCUGACCGCAAGGUUUUUGAGAAGAUCACAGCUGCUCAUGUAUCAACAACAGUCAGUGACGAGGUAAUAACCGCUGGUGCGAAGGAAGACGUGUUCUCGUGGAGUCGCUGUACUAUUUCAUAG
Peronospora belbahrii is the source of this 1845-nucleotide messenger RNA. NCBI's taxonomy places the organism in Eukaryota, Oomycota, Peronosporomycetes, Peronosporales, Peronosporaceae. The record is from the annotation of a GenBank genome assembly.